Diaporthe citri is the source of this 858-nucleotide messenger RNA. RefSeq lists its product as uncharacterized. The transcript has 4 exons. Bases 1 to 858 code for a protein of 285 amino acids. The record is from RefSeq and is a predicted model, not a curated record. NCBI's taxonomy places the organism in Eukaryota, Fungi, Ascomycota, Sordariomycetes, Diaporthales, Diaporthaceae. Gene Ontology annotation, cellular component: nucleus.
AUGCCGCCGAAGAGGAAGUCCGGCGAGACAGACGGCACAGUGGGCGACGUGCAGCCUCGCCGGUCCACGCGUCAGCGCACGUCAACCACACAAGCUCGCGAGGCUGCUGCAGCCAGUGAGUCUGUGACGCCAAAGAAGGCCGGGAAGCCCGCCGCGGUGAAGAAGGCAGCGCCCAAGGCCAAGCAGAAGGGAAGGCAAGGGGACGAAAACGAGGAUGACGCCGACCGGCAGCCUGCACCACCAUCUGACGGCAAAACGAAGCAAACCAACGAUGUCAGGGCUGUUAAGACACAGUCAAAAUCAACAGCGGCGGGGGCGGAGUCCAAGGAAGUGAAGGAUCCGGGCAAGCAGUACUGGCUGAUGAAGGCUGAGCCCGAGUCGCGCAUCGAGAACGGCGUGGACGUAAGGUUCUCUAUCGACGACCUGGCGGCUAAGAGCGAGCCUGAGCCAUGGGACGGUAUCAGAAAUUUCGUUGCCCGGAACAACCUCCGCGCCAUGAAGAAGGGCGACCUCGCCUUCUUCUACCACUCCAACUGCAAGGAACCGGGCAUCGCAGGAACAAUGGAGAUUGUGCAGGAGCACUCGCCCGACCUCACUGCCCACGACCCGAAAUGCCCCUACUACGACCCCAAGUCCAAGCCGUCCGACCCCAAGUGGAGCGUCGUGCACGUCGAGUUCCGCUCCAAGUUCCCGGUGCCCAUCGGGCUGAAGGAGCUGCGCGCCAUGGGCGGGCCUGGUGGGCCGCUGGAGGACAUGCAGAUGCUGAAGCAGUCCCGGCUGAGCGUGAGCAGGGUGAGUGCGGAGGAGUGGAAGCACCUGGUCGGCGUGGCGGAGGAAAAGGCCCAGGCUGGGGCGUGA